UGUGGUUGGACUGAAAGGAUAUUGCAGUGGUAGCUUUGAACUUCUCCAAACCGCUCUACCCGAUAAAUUUCCCCCUUUUUUCUCUAUCUCGUCAGAGAGUUUUGCGUGUGUGAUCACCGGUGCCAUCUCUCCUGCAACAAUUACUGGUUUUCUUACGCCAAUGAGUAGUGGGGGUUCACCUUACCGGAGACACCGGAAGGAUGUGGAGUCCGGUGGUAGUGGAGGUUUCCAGGACUAUGGGUCGGUUUGUGAUCCUUUUGACAUUGUUAGUACCAAGAGUGCGUCGGUCGACCGCCUUAAAAGAUGGAGGCAAGCGGCACUUGUGCUGAAUGCUUCCCGUCGAUUUCGAUACACCUUGGAUUUGAAAAAGGAGGAAGAGAAAAAACAGAUUAUAGCGAAGAUCAGAACUCAUGCACAAGUCAUACGAGCUGCCUAUCGCUUUCAAGCAGCAGCUGGUUCUGAACCAGAAGGUGCCCAGAAAGCACCUCCAUCCCCCAUUCCUAUCGGUGAUUAUAAUGUUAGUCCGGAACAACUUGCUUCAAUGACAAGAGACCAUGAUUUCUCUGCUUUGCAGAACUUUGGAGGGGUUAAAGGAGUGGCAGAAAAGUUGAAGACAAACCCUGAUAAGGGAAUUCAUGAUGAUGAGUCUAAAAUAUUGGAGAGGAAAAAUGUAUUUGGGUCAAACACAUACCCACGAAAGAAGGGACGAAGCUUUUGGAGGUUUGUGUUUGAUGCUUGUCGAGAUACCACCUUGAUCAUCUUGAUGGUAGCUGCUGCUGCUUCUUUGGCACUAGGUAUAAAGACAGAGGGGAUCAAAGAAGGAUGGUAUGAUGGGGGAAGCAUAGCUUUGGCUGUUAUAAUCGUCAUAGUCGUUACAGCCAUAAGUGAUUAUAAACAAUCACUCCAAUUUCAAAACUUAAAUGAGGAGAAGCAGAACAUACAAUUGGAGGUCAUGAGAGGUGGAAGGAGGGUGAAUAUUUCAAUAUUUGAUAUUGUUGUGGGAGAUGUCAUACCCCUAAAAAUUGGUGAUCAGGUUCCAGCUGAUGGGAUUUUAAUUUCUGGUCAUUCCCUUGCUAUGGAUGAAUCAAGUAUGACCGGGGAGAGUAAAAUCGUUCAUAAAGAUCACAAAUCACCAUUUCUAAUGUCUGGAUGCAAGGUGGCUGAUGGAUAUGGUACUAUGCUGGCCACUAGUGUUGGAAUAAAUACAGAAUGGGGAUUGCUUAUGGCUAGCAUCUCAGAAGAUAACGGCGAGGAAACACCAUUGCAGGUGCGCUUAAAUGGAGUGGCGACAUUUAUUGGUAUAGUUGGGCUUGUGGUAGCUGUAUUUGUUCUUGUCAUCCUCCUCAUCAGGUUUUUUACUGGACAUACGAGGGAUGCAGAGAGGCGUGUAGAGUUUAUUGCUGGCAAAACUAGUGUUGGGGAUGCUGUCGAUGGUGCAAUAAAAAUUUUCACUGUUGCAGUCACUAUCGUUGUUGUUGCGGUACCUGAAGGGCUUCCAUUAGCUGUUACCUUAACGCUUGCAUACUCGAUGCGGAAAAUGAUGGCAGACAAAGCAUUGGUUAGGAGGCUAUCUGCUUGUGAAACAAUGGGUUCUGCGACUACAAUUUGCAGUGAUAAAACAGGAACCUUGACAUUGAAUAAGAUGACCGUGGUUGAGGCUUAUAUUUGUGGGAAGAAAAUCGAUCCGCCAAGCAGCAAGUCCGAAUUACCUUCAAGGGUUGUAUCUCUUCUCAUUGAAAGUGUAGCUCAGAACACAACUGGCAGCGUAUUUUUGCCUGAGGGAGGUAGUGAUGUCGAGAUUUCUGGAUCACCAACAGAGAAGGCCAUUCUUCAAUGGGGUGUUAAACUCGGAAUGAACUUCGAGGCCGUUAGGUCGGAGUCUUCCAUUAUUCAUGCAUUUCCCUUCAACUCAGAGAAAAAACGAGGAGGUGUUGCGGUGAAAUUGCCUGAUAAUGAAGUUCAUGUACAUUGGAAAGGGGCCGCUGAAAUCGUCUUAGCUGCAUGUACGAGAUACAUGGAUGAUAAUGAGCAGCUUGUUGCCCUGGAUGAAGCAAAGGUAGAAUUUUUUAAAAAGGCGAUUGAAGAUAUGGCAGCUGGAAGUUUGCGGUGUGUUGCUAUUGCCUACCGACCAUGCGAAGGGGAAACUGUGCCAACAGAUGAAGAUGAACUGGCACAGUGGGAAUUGCCCGAAGGCGAUCUUGUUUUGCUAGCGAUAGUUGGUCUGAAGGAUCCUUGUCGGCCGGGUGUCAGAGAGGCUGUCGAACUGUGCGUAAAGGCUGGCGUGAAGGUAAGAAUGGUGACUGGCGACAAUCUUCAAACAGCAAGAGCAAUAGCGUUAGAAUGUGGAAUCCUAGCGUCGAAUGCAGAUGCGACAGAACCAAACCUAAUUGAAGGGAAAUCAUUCCGUGCUUUGACUGAAGGGCAAAGGCUAGAAGUAGCUGAUAAGAUAUCGGUGAUGGGGAGGUCUUCUCCUAACGAUAAAUUGUUACUUGUGCAAGCACUGAGGAAGAGAGGUCAUGUUGUUGCUGUAACUGGAGACGGAACUAAUGAUGCCCCUGCAUUGCACGAGGCUGAUAUUGGUCUUGCUAUGGGCAUCCAAGGAACAGAAGUUGCAAAAGAAAGCAGUGAUAUCAUUAUAUUGGACGACAAUUUCGCUUCAGUUGUAAAGGUUGUUCGUUGGGGAAGAUCUGUUUAUGCAAAUAUACAGAAAUUUAUCCAGUUUCAGCUUACUGUGAAUGUUGCUGCUCUUAUAAUUAACGUUGUGGCCGCAGUUUCUUCAGGCGAUGUCCCCCUAAAUGCAGUGCAGCUACUUUGGGUGAAUCUUAUCAUGGAUACUCUGGGUGCACUUGCACUGGCCACUGAACCACCGACUGAUCAUCUCAUGGACCGACAUCCCGUUGGCCGCAGGGAACCUCUUAUAACAAAUAUUAUGUGGAGGAACUUGUUAAUACAGGCUUUUUAUCAAGUGUCGGUUCUCCUUGUACUCAAUUUCCGUGGGAGACAACUCCUACAUUCGGAGCACGACCCUGCUGAGCAUGCUAUCAAAGAGAAAAACACUCUCAUUUUCAACGCUUUCGUCCUUGCUCAGGUAUUCAAUGAAUUUAAUGCACGAAAGCCUGAUGAAAUGAAUGUUUUCAAAGGAGUUACUAAGAAUCGCUUAUUUAUGGGAAUUGUGAGCCUUACUGUGGUUCUUCAAGUCCUUAUAAUCAUGUUCCUCGGGAAAUUUACAACAACCGUAAGGCUGAGUUGGCAAUUGUGGCUAGUCUCUAUUGUGAUUGGCAUUAUCAGUUGGCCUCUUGCUGUUGUUGGGAAACUUAUCCCCGUCUCCGAGAAGCCCUUCAGCGAAUAUUUUACCGACAUAUUUGCAUCCUGCAGACGGCGUGGAAACAGAGGUGGAUACGAGGAUGAUGCUUGAAUACAAAGGGCGGGCAGGAUCUUGGAAGGUUAUCGUUUCCGUUUUACCAUCAUGUUUGCUCUUCUGGACAUAGUCAAAGGCUAACCGUAACUCCUAACAAUACACCAGAGUUUUGAGGAGGAUAUAAAUCAAGAAGAUGAAGUGGUUUUCAGUUGUGAAUGAUGUUAUUACCAUUUUUUGUCAUUUGAUGCAUUUUCUUCCUUCCUUCUGCACAGAGCCUAAUCCGAACAAAAGCUGUACAUGUGUGAACAAAAGCUGUACAUGUGUGUGGGUGUAGUAGUGUGUUUUCUAUAUAAAUUGAUUGUGUUUUCAUGACU
Molecule: messenger RNA, 3732 nt
Organism: Cynara cardunculus var. scolymus (artichoke)
Lineage: Eukaryota; Viridiplantae; Streptophyta; Magnoliopsida; Asterales; Asteraceae
Product: calcium-transporting ATPase 8, plasma membrane-type-like
Exons: 35
Coding region: 161-3415 (1084 amino acids)
Biological process (GO): calcium ion transmembrane transport
Cellular component (GO): membrane; intracellular membrane-bounded organelle
Molecular function (GO): ATP binding; calmodulin binding; P-type calcium transporter activity
Source: RefSeq, a predicted model, not a curated record